Molecule: messenger RNA, 2032 nt
Organism: Punica granatum (pomegranate)
Lineage: Eukaryota; Viridiplantae; Streptophyta; Magnoliopsida; Myrtales; Lythraceae
Source: RefSeq, a predicted model, not a curated record
CCACCAUGAUUACAAGACGACGACACAGAAAGCAACCCCCAAAAUUUUGCAAUUUUUAACAGCUUAGCUUAGAUGAUAUCCUUCAAUUUCAUUCCCUUGUACUGCUCUGCUCUGCCUCUCUCUCUCUCUCUCUCUCUCUCUAGCUCUGGUAUGGUAAAUGUCACACACGCCAUCGCCACCUAUCUAUUCUUUCUUCGUCCGUAAUGUAAUGUAUAGCUGGAUAGAUAUCCAUCCUUCUCCGUAUUUAAGUUUCCUCACGAGACAAGAAAAGCCACCCCAUAGCCAUUAAAGAAAAAGCUUUGCAGGCAGGCUGCAUCAAGAUGAGAUGAAGAUAACUAUGUAGUAUUAUCAUCAACCACCAUGACCAUGGCUCCUCCUCCACCGCUUUCGUCUCCUCCUUCCUCCUCCAAAUCUCCUCCCCCUCCUCCUUCUCCUGCUCAUCCUCCAGGGUUCUCUCCUAUUCAAGAAGCCGCCAGGUGGAGGACAGAGGAAAACAGAGCAACUGCGCCGCAGCUGCAGACCCCCAUCAACCGCCCGCCCCACCCAAAGAAGGGCAGGCCCUCCUCUUCCGCCGCCAAGAAGCGGGCCGAGCAGAGCGGCGACGACGGGGAGGAUGGCGACGUGUCGGUCAAGUGCAACAAGUGCCGCCCCCACGCUCGCGAGAAGAUCACAAUUGUCCCCCUCGACAAUAACGGCGGCGGCCUUGGCCGCCACUCCCUCCCGUCCCCCAAUGGGAUCCUGAAAUCGAUCCUGUCCUCCCUCACCAAGAAGAGCCCCCGCCCCGGCUCCGACCGCUCGGACACUUCCUCUCGGGAGGAGCAGUGGAAGAUUGCCCUCGCGGAGCUGUCCCACAAGCUCAUCCACGCCACGCGGAGGCGGGAUGAGGCCAUUCUCGAGGCCUCCCGCCUCAAGCACUCCGUCGCCGAGCUCGAGCGCAAGCUCAACAAGCUCGAAAUCUACUGCCAAAACCUCCGCUCCGGCCUCGAGGAAUGCACCAGCGCCACUGGCAGUUCACCUUUCCGGCCAGGCAAGGCCUUGAAUUUUCCAAACGAGCAAGCGAUCGACCGGUUCCUCGUUUCAGUGUCGGAGGCCCGGUCCGCAGUUCGAGUCCUGAGCCGUUCCCUCACGAUGCAGCUCCGACACAUCGGGCCCAAGGUGUUCGACAAGCUCUCCCAAUUACUCCAGCCCUACGACAUCAAGAUCUCGCCAUCGCAGAGCCCGAGGACGCUCAUCUUCUACCUCGAGGCCAUCCUUAACCGGUCCUUCUACGAGGACUUCGAGUCUGCCCGGUUCGAGAAAAACCGAGCCGCACCCGUCCUCAACCCGACCGAGCGGUGCGAGGCGAACCUGGUGUCGUUUAACAACUUGCGUGGGCUCACGUGGGACGAGGUCCUGAGCAAAGGGACGAAGCACUUCAGCGAGGACUUCAGCCGGUUCUGCGAUCGGAAGAUGAGCGAGAUCGUGGGCAUGCUAGGGUGGGCCAGGGCAUGGCCGGAGCCACUCCUACAGGCCUUCUUCGGGGCAUCCAAAGCGGUAUGGCUGGUCCACUUGCUGGCCAACUCAGUCCAUCCAGGACUGCCCAUCAUGAGGGUCGAUUCAGGGGUGAGGUUCGACUCCGGUUACAUGGAGGACAUGGGGGCGGACCGCGCGAGGAAGCUGGUCCCGAGUACAGUCCGGAUCAUGGUCGCGACAGGAUUUUACGUCUAUAGCAGCGUGGUGAAGUGCAAGGUUCUGUGCCGUUACUAUAGUAGCAGCACCAGCAGCAUAGGCGGUGGUGUUAGUAAUUUUAGUACUGAUGAGAGGGGCAUAAUAAUCCAAUCUCCUUAGCAGUUACUCAUGAUUAUUUGUCUUGAUUUGGUUUAUAGUAUCGUCGUUUUGGAUUCGUUUUGUCUCUUUUGUUUUUGUCUUGUCUGCAACACGUGCGGGUUAUUAUGUGAUAAGAGCUUAAUGUGAAUGCUAAUUGAACCAUCUUAGGGAACGUAGAUGCUCCCAAUUCCUUCGUAGCCUCCGAUGGUCAAAAUAUUUUGGAAGA